Messenger RNA from Dipodomys spectabilis (banner-tailed kangaroo rat), 1073 nucleotides. Its product is annotated as WAP four-disulfide core domain protein 10A-like. The coding region runs from base 242 to 514 and encodes 90 amino acids. Gene Ontology annotation, molecular function: peptidase inhibitor activity. The record is from RefSeq and is a predicted model, not a curated record. Lineage: Eukaryota; Metazoa; Chordata; Mammalia; Rodentia; Heteromyidae. Gene Ontology annotation, cellular component: extracellular region. The transcript has 3 exons.
UGCAUUCCUCUAAGGAGAGGAGCGUGAAAUGCAAGUGAGGGAAAGCAUUUCAUGAGAAGACAAUGUCCCGUCUGAGUGUGGCAGACUGAGAAGGAGACGAUGCAAAACCAGAUAGAGCAGUGGCCAGCCAGUCGGGAGCUCCCAGCUCUCCACCCAGACUCUCUUUCUACCCUUAUCAGGGGACUGGUCAAGUCCUGGGUCUCCUGCUGCCUUUACAACUCAGCUGUCCAGAAUCAAAAUCAUGAAGUGGUUGGUUCUGCAAUGGCUGUUAUUCCUCUGCUUCUUGAUUGUCCCUGUGGGCGGAAGUUGGAAAGGGAGAACUUUUUUCGACCUUGACAUCCCUGAGUACCUUAUCAGUGGGCCCAUACUGGAGCCCUGCAGGAAGAGACCCACGCAGGAUCAAUGCAAGCCCAACUGCAUGAAGCAUGAGCACUGUGCCGGCGAGCAUCAUUGCUGCCAUUCCUACUGUGGAAGUGUCUGUAUGCCCCGCAAAGAAUUCGAGAAAGACAAAUAACAUAAAAUCAGCAACAUCAUGCUCAGCGCUGGACCUUAACCCCACAAUGAGAGCUGGAGGACACAUGGAAUGUUUGGGAAGACCACUACAUGACUUCCUGUGGAACCAUCUUUUUGCCCUAGGUGGGAGUUGGGAGUUGGAGACAUGUACCCAGGACAAUGUCUCUCUUUCCUCUCUCUCCUCUUCUUUUAGCUAGCACAGUCAUAGUCUUAGGUCCUUGCCAAAUAUGUAGAGUAAUCAAGGGUUUCCAUUUCUUGUUUCUUGGUCCCAGAACUAUUUGCUGCCCCAACUAUUUGUUUUCAGCCUCCCUUCCUCCUAGUUUGGAUCUCUCUACCUUCCUAGCUUUCAGAGGUUUGGUCUUUUUUAAAACCAAGGACUUAAUUAAUGUCCUAUAUAUGAUAUGGUAUGUUCUUUUGGUGAUUGAAGCUAUGUUCUCUCUGUGUUUCCUCAUAUCUGGAUUUAGUUUUUCUCACAUAACGUCAGACUUGUCAUCCAAGUAGGUCCCCCACAAGCUACUUCUUAUUGCAACUAAUGUCUGGAAAUAAAAUCUUGCAUAAAG